Molecule: messenger RNA, 2949 nt
Organism: Humulus lupulus (European hop)
Lineage: Eukaryota; Viridiplantae; Streptophyta; Magnoliopsida; Rosales; Cannabaceae
Product: probable linoleate 9S-lipoxygenase 5
Exons: 9
Coding region: 104-2710 (868 amino acids)
Biological process (GO): lipid oxidation
Molecular function (GO): metal ion binding; protein binding; oxidoreductase activity, acting on single donors with incorporation of molecular oxygen, incorporation of two atoms of oxygen
Source: RefSeq, a predicted model, not a curated record
UCUACCAAUGUUCUUCACUACAACUCCUUCUAUUAAGUCAUAAUUAAUUAAUUGCUUAUUGGUCCUUGAAGAGUUGAUCAAUUACAUAUAUAUAUAAAGUAAGAUGUUUCUCGCCGGGAAAGUGGUGGACACCCUGACUGGGGGUCUCCAUGGAAAAAAGGUAAAGGGCUCGGUUGUGCUGACCAAGAAGAAUGUGUUGGAGUUCAAUCCUUUGGCUGCUACCGUUAACGCUGGCUCUGCUAUUUUCGAUCGUUUAGGCGAAUUCUUAGGUAGUGGAGUUACUCUACAGCUCGUCAGUGGUCACGUUGCGGGGAAGCUGAGUAAAGAAGCUCACUUGGAGAACUGGAUUACUUCUCUGCCAACCUUGUUACCAGGAGACUCGGUGUUCAGAGUGACUUUCGACUGGGAUGAAUCUAUUGGAAUUCCUGAAGCUAUCAUCUUCAACAACAAUCACGUUGACGAGUUCUUCCUCAAGACCAUUACCCUUGAUGACGUUCCUGGUCAUGGUGUCGUUCGCUUCAUCUGUAAUUCUUGGGUUUACUCAGCUAGAAAAUACAACUAUGAUCGUAUUUUCUUCAGAAACAAGUCAUAUCUUCCAAAUGAAACACCAGCAUCGCUGCUCAAGUACAGAAGGGAAGAGCUUGCGAACUUGAGAGGAAAUGGAAAAGGAGAGCGCAAAGAGUGGGACAGAGUCUAUGACUACGAUGUGUACAACGAUUUGGGUGAGCCUGACAAAGGUUCAAACUUUGUUCGUAAAACCCUUGGAGGGAAUAGCGAGUUCCCUUACCCUCGCAGAGGAAGAACAGGCAGAGCAGCCACCAAAACAGAUUCUAAAAGUGAGAGCAGGCUGAAACAAGUGAACCUUAUGAAACCACUGGAUCCCAUUGAAUCUUUAGACAUUUAUGUUCCACGAGAUGAACGAUUUGGUCACUUGAAGAUGGCAGAUUUUCUUGCUUAUGCAAUUAAGUCUUUGUCUCAAGCCAUCGUACCUGCGCUGAAACAUUUCUUUGACCAGACCCGAAACGAGUUUGACAACUUCAAAGAAAUACAUGACUUGUAUGAAGGAGGAAUUAAGCUACCAACGUCAGUACUUGACAAUAUUAGGAAAAAUGUUCCUGUCGACCUGUUCAGGGAAAUACUCCGAUCUGACGGUGAACAAUUCCUUAAGUUUCCUAUACCUGACGUUAUUAAAGAGAGUAAAUCUGCAUGGAGGACUGACGAAGAAUUUGGAAGAGAAAUGGUUGCUGGUGUUCACCCUAUCCUCAUUCAAUGCCUCAAGACAUUCCCACCGACCAGCAAGCUAGACCCAGAAUUAUAUGGUGAUCAGACUAGCACAAUUACUGAAGAACAUAUUCAGAAUUACUUGGAGGGGCUCGACGUACUUACGGCACUCAAUCAAAAUAAAUUAUUUAUAUUGAAUCACCACGAUUCAUUUAUUCCCUACCUGAGGAGGAUAAACACAACUUCUACAAAGGCUUAUGCAACUCGAACUCUCCUCUUUUUGACUAAUGACGGCACAUUGAAGCCUGUUGCCAUCGAAUUAAGCCUUCCACAUCUGGAUGGUGAUCAAUUUGGUGUGGUGAGUAAAGUAUAUACCCCUGCUGAAGAAGGUGUUGAAGGUACCAUUUGGCAACUGGCUAAAGCUUAUGCGGCUGUAAAUGAUUCUGGCUACCAUCAACUCAAUAGUCAUUGGUUGAAUACACAUGCUGUGAUUGAGCCGUUUGUGAUAGCAACAAACAGGCAGCUAAGUGCACUCCACCCAAUCUACAAACUUUUGCACCCCCAUUACCGUGAUACCAUGAACAUAAAUGCCCUUGCUAGGCAGAGUCUCGUCAGUGCUGAUGGCAUCAUAGAGUCCACAUUUUUUCAGGGAAAGUAUGCUCUGGAAUCGUCAGCAGUAGUUUAUAAGGAUUGGGUUUUUACUGAUCAAGCACUUCCAGCAGAUCUCCUUAAAAGAGGAAUGGCAGUAAAAGAUCAGAAUUCUCCUCAUGGGCUUCGCUUGCUAGUAGAGGAUUAUCCUUAUGCUGUCGAUGGGCUGGAGAUCUGGUCUGCAAUCAAUACAUGGGUUAAAGAAUACUGCUCCUUCUACUACAAGACUGAUGCUGCUAUCCAAAAAGACACAGAGCUUCAGGCAUGGUGGAAGGAAGUUAGGGAAGUGGGUCAUGGUGACAAGAAAAAUGAAGCUUGGUGGCCGAAAAUGCAAACUCGUGAGGAACUAGUUGAGUCAUGCACUAUACUCAUAUGGAUAUCUUCUGCUCUUCAUGCAGCUGUCAACUUUGGCCAGUAUGCUUUUACAGGGUACCUUCCAAACCGUCCCACAUUAAGCCGACGGUUCAUGCCUGAAGAGGGUACUCCAGAAUAUGAGCAGCUUAAAUCUGACCCUGAAAAGGCUUUCUUAUUGACAGUUACUCCAGAAUUCCAGAGCCUUAUUGGGAUUUCCCUUGUUGAGAUUUUGUCGAGGCAUGCUUCAGAUGAGCUCUAUCUUGGUCAGAGAGAAAAUCCUGACUGGACUUCAGAAGCUGAUCCCUUGCAAGCUUUUGAAAGAUUUGGAAACAAACUUGCUCAAAUUGAAGACAAAAUUGCAAGGAGAAAUAAUGAUGCGAAUAUGAAGAAUCGAGUUGGCCCAGUCAAUUUCCCAUAUGCUUUGCUCAUGCCUACGAGUGAUCAAGGGCUCACUGCCAGGGGAAUUCCUAACAGCAUCUCAAUCUAAAACUUGUCUCAUCGUAUUGAUGUUGUUGUUGUUGUUUUCCUUAUCUUUUUAUCUUUCAUUUCCUGGUUUUCCCUGAAAUAAUUGUGUGACAGUGUCAUGAAUUUGUGUGCAAGGCUUUGUGCUUUUGCAGCACUAAAUGCCUUGCACCAUAUGUGGUGCUUAUUCUUGUAUGAACCUUUUUUAGUACAACAACAAUUAAUAAAGCUUAUUUUAAUGCUUUUUGCAAUAAUGCUUAAAAA